Molecule: messenger RNA, 984 nt
Organism: Penicillium concentricum
Lineage: Eukaryota; Fungi; Ascomycota; Eurotiomycetes; Eurotiales; Aspergillaceae
Product: FAD-dependent oxidoreductase
Exons: 1
Coding region: 1-984 (327 amino acids)
Molecular function (GO): FAD binding
Source: RefSeq, a predicted model, not a curated record
AUGGGGGGCGUGAGACUUAAACCCGAUGGUACACCAGUCGGCGGCACUGGCCCUCCUAGGCCCCUUGGGUCGGCUCCUUUCCUCGAGCCGCAGACUGUCGAUCGGAGCACUUUCCGUGAGGUUCUGCUGACAGGUUUGGAAGAGCAUGUGUUUUUCGGAAAGAGCUUCGACCAUUACACUGUGAGCGACGGAGACACAAUUGCAUUCUUUGACGACCGUUCAAAGGAAAUCGGAGCUCUCCUUGUUGGUGCAGAUGGAGUUCGAUCUAGGGUCCGGAAGCAAUACAUACCAAAUUUCAAGGGUAUCGACACAGGCAUGCGCAUCAUCUUUGGAAAGACACCCUUGACCCCCGAAUUUCUAGCCAAGUUUCCCGAGGCGUAUCACCGUGGAAUGUCUCUCAUCACAGAUCCAGACGAUCAGUCUCGGACCUCCUUGCUAUUUGAAUCUAUCCGUUUCCCACACGCAGAAAAAGUCUCGAAACCUCAGCUUCCAAACCCAUACGUGUAUUGGGUACUUGUCACUCAUUACUCGAAUAUUCCGUUGUCAAAUGGCAUGUCCUGGCAAUUAAGCCCAGAGAAGUCAGCUGAACUUGCUCGGCACGUUACCAAGUCAUGGCAUCCUGACUUACAGGUGCUAUUCGAGAUGCAAGACGAGGCUCAAACUUCAACCCGAUGGAUGCUUUCUGCCUCACCCGAGCUGGCCUCUUGGGAGCCAUCGCCACGGGUGACUUUACUGGGUGACGCGAUUCAUCCCAUGCCCCCAACUGGGGCGAUGGGGGCUAACACUGCCUUGCGUGAUGCUGCAGAUCUGGCUCGCAGGCUUUCGGCUGCUGUAAAUUCACAAACUCUUGGUCUACGGGUCAUCGGGGAGUAUGAAUCUGAGUUGCGUGAUUCAGCCAGAACGGCAAUAGCAUUGAGCUGGCAAGGUGGCAUGAGAGGCUUCAGGCUUAGUCCAGCCGACGAAUGCGAGAAAAUCCUCUUAUAA